AUGUCUUCCCAACCGAUUCCGGCCACGGCGGCCAAUCUCAUUGAGACUAGCCAACUGCGCAGGAGAUAUUAUAGUGGACAAGUGUACGCGCAGACACAACGUGCACUCUGUAUUUCUGUCACUCUCAUACUCCGGUGGGACGACCACUCCACACGACCGGUGAUAAUUAAGGCGCAGGACCAACGGCUUUACGUGCUCUCCGAGGAACGCGGAUGGAACAUCUCCAACUUCUCAACUUGGGGCUGUUACGGUUAC
Messenger RNA from Brenthis ino (lesser marbled fritillary), 255 nucleotides. The record is from the annotation of a GenBank genome assembly. Lineage: Eukaryota; Metazoa; Arthropoda; Insecta; Lepidoptera; Nymphalidae.